This is a messenger RNA of Telopea speciosissima, 2065 nucleotides long. RefSeq names its product phosphatidylinositol/phosphatidylcholine transfer protein SFH12-like. The transcript is spliced from 15 exons. NCBI's taxonomy places the organism in Eukaryota, Viridiplantae, Streptophyta, Magnoliopsida, Proteales, Proteaceae. The record is from RefSeq and is a predicted model, not a curated record. Bases 228 to 2036 code for a protein of 602 amino acids.
UCUCUCGCUUCGUUGUCGGUUCAGCGUCGUGUCGUCCUCAUUGUCCAUUCUCCGUUUUCUUAGGUGCCCUUGAGAGGAUUAUUCGGUGAUUUAUAAGUUUCUCCUCUCCAGGGUUCGACAUUUUUUGUCAGAGACAUUUGGUGGCGGGGACCUUCAACUCUAUUAUCAUAAUAUGAGUGUAUAAUUCUCCUGCCCUUAGCCGUCUCACAGGAGCAAGCUCACUAAUAAUGACCAUGUGUGAAGUAAUGUCUGGAUCUCUCGAGCGUUCCUUGAGACCUGGUCUCGAAAAACCAGAUAUGGAAAAUACUAGGAUCGGGUCUUUGAAAAAGAAAGCUAUCAAUGCCUCAUCCAAGUUCAGGCAUUCCAUGACAAAGAGGGGUAGGAGAAGCAGUAGAGUCAUGUCUAUUUCCAUUGAGGAUGAUCGUGAUGCAGAGGAAGUGCAGGCAGUUGAUGCAUUCCGUCAAGCACUCAUCUUGGAAGAAUUAUUACCCUCGAAACAUGAUGAUUACCAUAUGAUGCUUAGAUUUUUGAAGGCCAGGAAAUUUGACAUUGAGAAGACAAGGCAAAUGUGGGCUGACAUGAUCCAGUGGAGGAAGGAAUUUGGUUCUGACACAAUCAUGGAGGAUUUUGAAUUUGAAGAACUCAAUGAAGUCCUAGAACACUAUCCUCAAGGGCAUCAUGGAGUAGAUAAGGAUGGACGUCCUGUCUAUAUUGAGCAGCUGGGAAAAGUUGAUGCUACCAAACUAAUGCAAGCUACAACCAUGGAUCGGUAUGUGAAGUAUCACGUACGAGAGUUUGAGAGGACCUUUGCUGUUAAGUUCCCAGCCUGUUCUAUUGCAGCAAAAAAGCACAUUGAUCAGAGCACAACCAUACUGGAUGUGCAAGGAGUGGGACUUAAAAAUUUCAACAAACAAGCAAGGGAACUUAUUACACGUAUUCAGAAGAUUGAUGGCGAUAAUUAUCCUGAGACCCUGUGCCGCAUGUUCAUCAUCAAUGCUGGUCCUGGAUUUAGACUUUUAUGGAACACUGUUAAGACCUUCCUUGAUCCCAAAACUACAGCAAAGAUCAACGUUCUUGGGAAUAAGUACCAGAGCAAAUUGCUUGAAGUUAUUGAUGCUAGUGAGCUGCCAGAAUUUUUGGGUGGUACUUGUACUUGUGCUAAUCAGGGUGGCUGUAUGCGUUCUGAUAAGGGCCCAUGGAAGGACACACAGAUAUUGAAGAUGGUUCAAAAUGGUGAUGCCAAAUGCUCGCGAAAGACUGAGGCACCAAGCACUGAUGAGAAGACAAUUUCUGAGGAUGAGAUACUGUACCCAAAGGGAUGUGAUUCUGUGAAGGGGGAGGAAGCUGAUGAUAUGCGAUCUCACUCACCCAAACUUCAAAGGGAGUAUAUUCAGCAUCCACAACCCUCUCCUGUUCACGAAGAAGCUCAAAUUGGCAAAAAUAGCUAUGGUAAAUAUGGAUAUGAUGAGUUCAUCCCAGUGGUUGAUAAGUCUGUGGACACAACUUGGCAUAAAGCAGUAGCAAAUGACAAGCUCGCGCUCUCUAAAGGUUGCUACACUAUGGAUGAUGCUUGCAAGGGUUCAGAUGGGGUUAGUGGUCCGAUCUUCACUGGGCUCAUGGCCUUUGUUAUGGGCAUCGUCACUAUGAUCAGAGUAUCGCGCGACAUGCCAAAGAAGCUCACAAAUGCAACUCUCUAUUCUAGCUCUGUUUGCUGUGCUGACACAAUGUAUAAAGGCCAGGAGCAGCACCACCAGUUGUCUGGUCCUGCCAUCUCCGUUGCCGAAUACAUGACUGUCAUGAAGCGUAUGGGUGAAUUGGAAGAGAAGGUGAAUGUUCUAAGCAUGAAGCCUGCAGCAAUGCCAGCUGAGAAGGAGGAAAUGCUUAAUGCUGCUGUAAGCCGAGUUGAUGCCCUUGAGCAAGAGCUUAUGGCAACCAAGAAGGCUCUUGAGGAUUCCAUUGCUCGACAGGAAGAGCUUAUGGAUUACAUUGAGAAGAAGAAGAAGAAGAAAAAAUUGUUGAAUCCGUUCAGCUGGUAAAGAGAGAAGAAGGCGGCCACUGUAUGAUG